Closterium sp. NIES-65 is the source of this 2448-nucleotide messenger RNA. The record is from the annotation of a GenBank genome assembly. Lineage: Eukaryota; Viridiplantae; Streptophyta; Zygnematophyceae; Desmidiales; Closteriaceae.
AUGGCGGAAGUGGAUGAGGGGAAGGGCGUCGACGCCUUUAUCAUCCCGUCGGAAGACCCGCACCAGAGCGAGUACAUGGCGCCGUGCUUCGAGCGCCGCGCGUUCAUCUCGGGCUUCACGGGCUCCGAGGGCACGGCGGUGGUCACGCGCGAGCGCGCACUGCUGUGGACGGACGGGCGCUACUUCCUGCAGGCGGAGCAGCAGCUUCCGCCGGGCUGGGACCUCAUGCGCGCGGGCAUGCCCGGCGUGCCCUCCGUCGCGGACUGGCUGGCGAAAGCUCUCCCCGCGGGCAGCCGAGUGGGGGUGGACCCGGUAAGUGGAAUGGAGGAUGGGAAAAAGGGGCGAGUGGGGGUGGACCCGGUAAGUGGAAUGGAGGAUGGGAAAAAGGGGCGAGUGGGGGUGGACCCGUUUGUGCACUCGGCGGACAACGUGAGGGGCCUGGCGGACACGCUGGCUGCGUCGUCGUCCGUGGUGGUGCCGCUGCUGCGCGAGAGCAACCCCAUUGACGUUGUUUGGGGCGCUGAGGUCAGUGGGGAGAAGGGGAGGGAGGGCCUGUGGGGGCCGCAGAGGUGGCGGCCCCCGCCCCCCUCAGCCCCCAUGAGGGUGCACCCGAUCGAGUUCGCAGGGCAGACGGUGAGGGCGAAGCUGCAGCAGCUGCGGGCGGAGAUGAGAGACGCCGGUGCCACGGCGCUGCUGGUGUUGGCUCUGGAUGAAGUCGCCUGGCUGCUCAACGUGCGUGGAGCAGACGUGCCACACUGUCCGGUGACAGUGGCAUAUGCAGUGGUGGAGGCGGAAGCAGCGCACCUCUUUGUGGACCCCAGCAAGGUGGCAGCGCCUGCUGUCUUAGAGCAUCUGGCAGCAGCAGGCGUGUCUGUCAAGCCAUAUGGAGACCUCGUUCCCUUCCUCCAAAGGUACGUGCGUUUUCCGUCCGCCUGCAGAGGGGGCGCACCUCUUUGUGGAUCCGGGCUCGCCUGUGGCCGGACCCUCCCUCCGCCUCCUCUGCAGUGCUCUGCUCUGUUGAAGCUGCCUGCGCUCAGUACUACGAGCAGCGAACCUCAACCUUCUGUUCCCUUCCCUCCCCUCUCCGCCCUCUCAGGUCUGCGAUGGAAGGGGCUCGCCUGUGGCUGGACCCUGCCUCCGCCUCCUCUGCAGUGCUCUGCUCUGUUGAAGCCGCCUACACUCAGUACUACGAAUAGAGAGCGUCAGGGAAGGGAGGGUUUGAGGGAAAGAAGGGGAAAGAAGGGCGAGAAGGGGGAGAAAAAGAGCAAGGAGGGGAAGGGAGGGAAGGGGAAGGAGGAGCGAGGGGGAGCAGGCGGGGAGGAAGUGGAAGGGCCGGCAGUGCUCAGCCGAACCACCCCCAUCUCUCUGGCCAAGGCGCUGAAGAACGAGUCUGAGAUUGAGGGGAUGAAGAACGCGCACAUUAGGGAUGCGGUGGCAAUGGCGCAUUUCUGGGAGUGGGCGGAUAGGGCGGUGGUGGAGGAGGGGAGGGCGGUGACAGAGGUGGAGGUGGGGGAGAGGCUCGAGGCGUUCCGUGCACAGCAGGAGGGGUUCCUUGAUACCAGCUUUGAUACCAUUGCAGGUCCGGGCAAGAACGGGGCGAUCAUUCACUACCGGGCUGAGGAGGACAACUGUGCGGUGGAUCCUUCCAGGAUGCUUCUGCUGGAUAGCGGAGCACAGUAUGUGGACGACACAACAGACAUCACGCGCACUGUUCACUUCGGGACCCCUUCGGACUAUGAGAAGGAGUGCUACACAGGCGUGCUGCAGGUGAGGAAGAGUGCUGUCGGGUGGGCCAAAUCACGCUGGACCGUGCAGUGUUCCCCCAGGGAACGCCAAGUUUUGCUCUUGACAUUCUCGCGCGAAGCCCCCGUGUGGGGCAUGGGGCUGGACUACCGGCACGGCGCGGGGCACGGCGUGGGCGCUGGGCUGAACGUGCACGAGGGGCCGCAGAGCAUCAGCCCUCGGUUUGGCAACCCGACUCCGCUGCAGGCAGGCAUGGUUGUUAGCAAUGAGCCGGGGUUCUACCACGACAACCAGAUUGGGAUUAGGAUUGAGAACCUUCUUGUGGUGAGGGAGCAGCAGACGCAGUGUCGAUUUGAUGGCACAACGUAUCUGGGAUUCGAGUGCCUCACGCUCUUUCCAAUCCAGAAAAAGCUAGUGAGUGUGGAGCUGCUGAGCGAGGCAGAGGUCAAGUGGAUUAACGACUAUCAAGUCGACUCACAUGCUCCCUUCACCCCCCUCCCCCCUCCCCUUCCCAUGGCUGCAGACGAAGCUAGUGAGUGUGGAGCUGCUGAGCAGCGCAGAGGGGCACCCCUGCAGUGGUUACAGCGUAACGCUCAGCCCAUCUCGCGAAACCAGGCCCCACAAAAACCUGCAGCGGCUAGAGGGGCAAAAGCAGGAGCCAAAGGAGGAGCUAAGGCAGCAGCCAAGGCCGAUGCAGCCAGCUAA